AUGUUUUCCCAGCCACACAGAGAAGCAUGCAACAUGUGCUUCACUUUCGCAAAUGUGAAAGAGAUUCAGUUUUACGGCUCGCGAGAAGUCUGUUGCCGAUUCAGUCAGUCAGAUACGGAUAAGGUGAAAGCUUUCUAUACCGCCUCAGAAAAGCCCAUCACCAAAGCCACCGUCGCUUACACCGUCUCCACAGUCGUCUUCAUUUCUUCCUCCGGUAUUUCAAGAGUCGGGAAGAACAAACACCUGGCACUUCGACAAAGCGAGAGGCAAAAUUUGCAGCUUUUCUAUCAAACCUCAGUCUGUUCGUUAUCUAUCAAUCUUAGUGUGGUCAUUGUUAUCACAGUCACUUUAUAUUUAUUCAUCUCCCUCCCUCUCUCAAUACAUCCAUUUCUGUUACAAUCGGUUUUUAUUUAUCUCUCGUUGGACAUCUUUCUUUACGUAUUACAUUAUAUUCGUUCCCGUCUCUUUCCGCCCAUUCAUAUAUACGAUAAGUCUAUUUCUAUCUAUCUAUCUAUCUAUCUAUCUAUCUAUCUAUCUAUCUUGUUGAUAUCCAUCUAUCUUUUUCAUAUUUCUAUAUCUUUUUUCAUUUCUAAUAUCUAUCUCAUAUUUAUCACAUAUCUAUUUAUCUCAUAUCUAUUUAUAGCAUAUCUAUCUCGUAUAUAUUUAUUUCAUAUUUAUAUAUCUGUCUCAUAUCUAUCCAUCUAUAUAUCUAUCCUUUUCAUAUCUAUCCAUUUAUCUUCUUCAUAUUUCUAUAUCUUUUUUCAUAUCUCACAUCUAUCUAUCUAUCUAUCUAUCUAUCUAUCUAUCUAUCUAUCUAUCUAUCUCAUAUUUAUUUAUUUCAUAUCUAUUUACCACAUAUCUACCUAUCAUUAG
This is a messenger RNA of Acanthosepion pharaonis, 873 nucleotides long. NCBI's taxonomy places the organism in Eukaryota, Metazoa, Mollusca, Cephalopoda, Sepiida, Sepiidae. The record is from the annotation of a GenBank genome assembly.